Messenger RNA from Rhinopithecus roxellana (golden snub-nosed monkey), 2493 nucleotides. It is a transcript of the gene TREX2, whose product is annotated as three prime repair exonuclease 2. The record is from RefSeq and is a predicted model, not a curated record. Gene Ontology annotation, biological process: DNA catabolic process. The coding region runs from base 1536 to 2246 and encodes 236 amino acids. Gene Ontology annotation, cellular component: cytoplasm. Gene Ontology annotation, molecular function: 3'-5'-DNA exonuclease activity; nucleic acid binding. Lineage: Eukaryota; Metazoa; Chordata; Mammalia; Primates; Cercopithecidae. The transcript is spliced from 2 exons.
UCACUCCUCCCUGCUGUUGCCAGCCACUUGCAAGCAGAGACCCCACUGCUGCCUCCCCUGGCUGGCCUCAGGGUCCUGUGUGAGACGCACCCCUCAGCCGCCCUCCUUGAGUGCUCCUGGAUCCCACACGGGGUACCUGUUUCCUGCUCCUCCCUGGCUGGGCACUCAGCUCUGGGCUGGGGAAUUUAGCCUGACUGGUUGUCCAGGAAGAUGCUAUCUGGGUUUCCCAGGGUGACCCAGUAUCUCCCUGAGGAGUGUGCCUGUCACAGCUGCCUCCCUCCCUGCGAGCACUGGAACAGGCACAACUAGUGGGGCCUCUGCCUCUUUGGGGCCAUUGUUGCACCUGCUGCUGCCCGCCCCACUCUGCUCCUUCCUGGUACCAUCUCCUUUGCUUCCCCAAGGUCCCUGUGGGCACACAAGGCAAGGAGGCCAGAAGGAGCCAGGUGCCAGACCCCCUCCAUCCCAGUUGCCUGAGGCAUCCCCCAGCCACCGCUGUAAGAGGUGGGAGGCCAGGCAGGCCUGUGGUCACCACGGUCCAGGUGCACCACCUGAUUUACAGGCCAAGGGACUCCUCUUGGUCACCUCUCUGUGCCCCCAGCAUGGGGCUGGCCCUGCCGUGCACCCACCACCAAGGGUUUCCUCCAGAAUGAAGUCUUCAGGGCACCACCCCUCCCAGGACUGGGAAGGACCUGGUGCCUCUUGCCUGGAGUGGGGUGGGCAGGAUGGGUCCCCGAGACGGGGGUCUGCAGGACUGGGCUUUGCUCCUCCUGUAGUCCCCGGUGCUCCCGGCCCACCCCUAACGUUGCUUGUCUCUGCACAGCUCCCAGGCCACGCUCAUCUCCCUUCCCCAGCAGCCGCUGUUAGGUGCACGGUAGACAUGAUGAAGCGACGUCCUUAAAGCAGCGUCUCCCCUUCGCAGUGGGAAAUGAGCCGGCAAGCUGUGUGAGCUGGGGUGGGCGAUGCGUGGGCAGCCCCGAGGCUGCCCCAUCCCUAGGUUUUGGGGGAGAACCCCAUUCCCCUUUGGAGGCUGAGCACGGCAUGUGUGGGCACCUUGUUCAUACUCCAGAGCUUGCUUCAUCCCCAUGAGCAGCACCUGAUCUCCAGUGACAGGGGAGACUGAGGCCUGGCAGAGAGGACCUGCUGCCUUUGUGUGACUGGCCCCAGGCCUGUCAGGCCUGGCAGCCACAGCCUGGCUGGGUGGAGGUUACUGCCUUCUGCACCACUCUGGCUUCCUCCCUGUGCCUGUGAAGAGCUCCUGGAGUCUGCGUGCGUCCCGGGGCCUGCUUCCUAAUCUGUAAACAUGGGGCGUGUGUCCCAGUGGCUGUGAGCUAGCGAGGGGGCGGAGAGCAAGCCGGCUGCGCAGGUCCUGCAGCCCCAGGCCUCAUUGUUGGCCAACAGGCAGCUGGGGGCGGGCCGCCGCUGCUGAUUAAAGGCCGCCUGGAGCAGCCUAUGUGGCGACAGGUGCCCAUAAGCCCAGGAAGCCGGUCAAUGCCCGCCCCAGUUUGAGGCCUGGCUAUCCCCGUGGGAACAUCACCAUGUCCGAGGCAUCCCGGGCUGAGACCUUUGUCUUCCUGGACCUGGAAGCUACUGGGCUCCCCAGCAUGGAGCCCGAGAUUGCUGAACUGUCCCUCUUUGCUGUCCACCGCUCCUCCCUGGAGAACCUGGAGCGCGACGAAUCUGGUGCCCCAGUACUGCCCCGGGUCCUGGACAAGCUCACGCUGUGCAUGUGCCCAGAGCGCCCCUUCACCGCCAAGGCCAGCGAGAUCACUGGCCUGAGCAGCGAGGGCCUGGCGCGGUGCCGGAAGGCUGGCUUUGAUGGUGUCGUGGUGCGGAUGCUACAGGCCUUCCUGAGUCGCCAGGCAGGGCCCAUCUGCCUUGUGGCCCACAAUGGCUUUGAUUAUGAUUUCCCCCUGCUGUGUGCCGAGCUGCGGCGCCUGGGUGCCCGCCUGCCCCGGGACACUGUCUGCCUGGACACACUGCCGGCCCUGCGGGGCCUGGACCGUGCCCACAGCCACGGCACCCGGGCCCGAGGCCGCCAGGGUUACAGUCUUGGCAGCCUCUUCCACCGCUACUUCCAGGCAGAGCCAAGCGCGGCCCACUCAGCGGAGGGCGAUGUGCACACUCUGCUCCUGAUCUUCCUGCAUCGUGCCACAGAGCUGCUCGCCUGGGCGGAUGAGCAGGCCCGUGGGUGGGCCCACAUCGAGCCCAUGUACUUGCCGCCCGAUGACCCCAGCCUGGAGGCCUGAGCACCAGGGCCACCUCCUGUGCCACAGGCAGCGCCAGUCUCCACCAUUCAGCCGGCCUCUACCACCCCCGGCUCCUCCUAUCUGGGCAGCCUCAGGUCUGUGCACCUGCCAGGCCUUCCCUGGCUGCCUGACCAGCCACAGAGCCCUGGAUUCCUCUCCAGGCCCUGCUUCCAGGGCCGUGCUCUCCCGGCUAGCCUGUAUGCCCAGCAGAGUUUGCUGUUUCCCAAUAAACAUUGCCAACUGCUCA